CAUUAUCUUGCCCUGAAAACCAGGCCACGGAAAAGCCUAACAAAACCCUAGAAUUGCUAUAAAUAUAUCCUCUUCUAAUUCAGUGACCUCAACAGAAACCAGUUCCCCAUGGCAAAACCCAUAUAUUUUCCAUGUGGGCUUUUGGUGGGCUUCCUGCUUCUUUCCUCUCUCUUCUCCACAUCCCUUGCAUCUCCACAAACUGGCCUUAAAAGGCAUUCUCUGUUUAUCAUCCCAUCAUCAUCCCCCAUUACAUCUCAACAAAAGGGUCCAUUUUUCUCCCUCACCCCAUCAGUAUGUCUUCCAAAAACUAACCAUAAAGGCUGGUUUUUCUCUCUCAUCUCAUCAAUCUUUCCAUCUCAAAAAACCAACAAAAAAACAGAGUCUUUCUCUCUCAUCCCAUCAUUCUCUCCAUCUCCAAAAACCAACAAAAAAAUGCAGUUUUCCUCUCUCAUUCCUCCAUCUUCUCUUACAUCUCAAAAAACCAACUAUAAAACCCACUCUAUAGACCUCAUAAAACCAUCCCCUGCACCUUCAAAAAGUACCCAUAAAUCAAGAUCUUUAUCAGCAACGGUUACUGGCCAAAGCAUGAUUUCUCAAUUUCUUGUCCCUCAGAACAAAAUUAGAGCCCAAGUUGGCCUUCCACCAUUAAAAUGGAGCACCAAGCUUGCAAACUAUGCAAAAUGGUGGGCAAAUCAAAGGAGAAGAGGCUGUGCUCUGAUUCACUCCAAUGGUAAAUAUGGGGAAAACAUCUUCUGGGGUGGUGGCAAAAGUUGGGGACCAGCUGAUGCUGUCAAAACCUGGGCCUCAGAGAAAGUAUAUUACAAUCAUCAGAGAAAUUCAUGCCAAAGUUAUGAGGAAUGUGGCCAUUACACACAGAUGGUGUGGAGAAAGAGCUUGAUGGUUGGGUGUGCUAGGGUUAUAUGUAACAGUGGUGACACUUUCAUCACUUGCAACUAUGACCCUCCUGGUAAUUACUUUGGGGAACAACCAUACUAAUUAUGGUCUCCCUCUCUCUCUCUCUCUCUCUCUCUUAAGAGAGUGGAUGAUGAUGAUGAUGAAGAGAAUGGAUCUCUUACAAUCUACUGUGGCUUUGCUUUCCUGUAAACUAAAAUCUUGGGCUCAAGGUGUAUGUAAACACUUGAAUGUAUCAUCUAUAAAGCCAAAACCUUUUUU
Molecule: messenger RNA, 1173 nt
Organism: Amborella trichopoda
Lineage: Eukaryota; Viridiplantae; Streptophyta; Magnoliopsida; Amborellales; Amborellaceae
Product: pathogenesis-related protein PR-1
Cellular component (GO): extracellular region
Source: RefSeq, a predicted model, not a curated record